This is a messenger RNA of Neopsephotus bourkii (Bourke's parrot), 1950 nucleotides long. It is a transcript of the gene OTULINL, whose product is annotated as OTU deubiquitinase with linear linkage specificity like. The record is from RefSeq and is a predicted model, not a curated record. The coding region runs from base 118 to 1230 and encodes 370 amino acids. The transcript has 8 exons. NCBI's taxonomy places the organism in Eukaryota, Metazoa, Chordata, Aves, Psittaciformes, Psittacidae. Gene Ontology annotation, molecular function: cysteine-type deubiquitinase activity. Gene Ontology annotation, biological process: protein linear deubiquitination. Gene Ontology annotation, cellular component: cytoplasm.
CCUUUCACAGCUUGUUGAUCUGUGAAGACAUGCUAAGUCUGUAGAGACUCUUUCUACCCCUAGCAAAAGAACUCAGGGGAGCAAAAUCCAGCUGUGGAGAUACCCUCUGGAGAGGAGAUGCAGAGGCAACAUGACAGAAAAGCAAGCAAGAACAGAGACCUGUGCACUGAGCAAGAAAAACAAAGCAGAGUUAACCGCUCCAAGAGAAGUGUUGGAAGGCAUGAGGUGCAGUCCUGGACAACAGCCACCAAGCAAUCCUUGUGCCUCCUGUGGCAAAAAGUGAAAGUGCAGCUAAUGCUAAGCAUGUCUUUCAUCGUUACUGUCAUUUGGUAUUGCAGAAGGCUAUACAGCUUUUUAGCACAGCUGCUGAAACGGUGGAGCAACUACCUUCAGAGAAAACUCAUAAGGAAUCUCAGUGUGCUGACAGAAGUUGAUCUACUUGGGCAUAGUGUGAGAGAAUGGAAAGGAGAAACACAGCAGGCCAAACAUAUGAGGGAGGCAUAUGAAGAAUUGUUUUGGAGCUGUCAUAUCAAAUACCUGCGACAAGUCAGGAGGGAUAACUAUUGUGUACUAAGAGCGGUGCUUUUUCAGAUAUUCAGCCAAGGCAUACCUUUUCCAUCAUGGAUGAGGGAGAGAGAUAUAUUAAAGCUCCCUGAAAAGCUGUUGUAUUCUCAAGGUUGCAACUGGAUUCAGCAAUACAGUUUUGGGCCAGAAAGAUACACAGGUCCUAAUGCCUUUGGUAAAUUGCGCAAAUGCAUGGAGACAUUAAAGACAAACUGGAUUGAAAUAAUUGCUACUAAAGAUUAUGAAGAAAGAGGAAACAUCUGUAACACAUUCUUUUCUGAUGAGAGCAAGGAGUACAAAAUGUAUGAGGCCAUAAAAUUCAUCAUGCUUUACGAAGUUGUGGAAGCCUAUGAGAAGAUAAAGAACAGGGAAGAACCCAUACAUAGCCUCUUUAGCCUUCUCUUUGCUCGUGAUUCUUCAUCUGACCCUUUGAGUUUCAUGAUGAAUCAUCUGAACUCCAUAGGUGACUCUCUUUGCCUAGACCAGGUUGAACUGUGUCUUCUUGGAUACUUACUUGAAGUAAAGAUAAGAGUUUACAGACUGCAUAGGUUUAAUACUGAGGAAUUUCAAGUAAACUAUCCAGAUGAAUACCGAAGGGAAUGGAAUGAGGUUUCUCUCCUGACUGAGGAUGACCGCUACUAUCACAUCCCUGUUUUCCAAACAUGAAGGACCAGUGACUUAUUCCCUUUGUAUAAUAUAGUGAGUGACCAGUUCCAGUGAAUUAUGUUCCUAAUCAGUAGCAGUAAGAUUUUGAGAAUGCUCGUUAAUUAUAACAGAAUGAUUGAUGCGUUUAUUGUGUAAACGUUUUUCUUUACUGUUGCAGCUCAAUUCAUCAUCAGCCAGCUAUAAAACCUAUAAAAUAUGUUCCUAUACUGUCUGGGGGAAAAAGUGUUGUAUUUGAGGUUUGUUAGACAGAAAAGAUUGGACUGCAUGACGAAGAAGGCAAAGGUAAUGCUGGGGUUUCUAUUGCUAGCCUGAAGGUUUACUCUGACAUCUCUGGAUGGGUUCCUAAACUCUAGUUCCUAAAGCAAUUACUGCCUUUCCCUUGUCUGUCUCUAGCUAAGGAGCAUGAAUCACAGAGCAAGCAACUCCUGGGGUCUGCAGUGUAUACUCCAGGCUAUUAAUUCUGCGUUGACUUGGGGCUAACUAGGAUAGGAGGAUGUAAAGUGGGGCCUCUGAGUAACUCCUCAUCCCAUUUGGCUUUCCUGUUGCUGGAAUGCUCCCUUCAGGGAUGGGCAGAGCAAGCAGCUGUAGGCUGUAUUGAUUUCAGAAAUGUGAGAUUCAGCUGUCUGCACUUAGCGCUGAUACCUGAAAGUGAAGAAGUGUUACACAGGGGGAAACUCCUCAACACACUCAAGAAUGCUGUGCCAGAUGAACAGAAGAUCU